Drosophila innubila is the source of this 873-nucleotide messenger RNA. RefSeq lists its product as uncharacterized. The transcript has 2 exons. NCBI's taxonomy places the organism in Eukaryota, Metazoa, Arthropoda, Insecta, Diptera, Drosophilidae. Bases 38 to 655 code for a protein of 205 amino acids. The record is from RefSeq and is a predicted model, not a curated record.
AUAUAAAUUAAGUUAGCAACGGUUAGGAUUUUAGAUAAUGGAUUCAUUGCGGAAAACAUUCAACACGUUGUUCAGUCGAAACAACGCGACUGCCGAGGACAAUGAGGAGUUGAAUCCACAGGAGAUGUUGGAUUUAAUGCAACAACAACAACAGAGGCAGUCAACGGAUGAAGAUGACAAUCAGAAUGAUAACAAUGCCUCAUCCUCAUCCAGAUAUAAUGUGACCACAUCGGAUCCACCAGCGGAUACGGGUCCAAUGCUGACAAUGCCCGUACAAUUGCCCGCUAAUGCCAUGUUUAUUGGAGAGACAGGACCAUCGAUAAAUUAUCAUGUGGAAUUUCUGAAUUUCAUCGAUCGCAAUGCACCGCAGGGUUUCUCGCAAAAAUUUGAAAAUCUAUUGCCGUAUUUGGCUCUUGGCCUUGUCACCUGGCCAAGUUAUUGGCUAUGGCGUGGCUAUCAAUGGCAGACACGACGACGCACUGAGCGCAUUGGCUUAUACAUCCAGAGAACCUUUCAGCAUGCCAAAUUAAUGCAGUUGGCCAUAUUGACCGUUGGUUUCUUUAUGGCCAAUGUGCCACGCUCUUCUAGUAGCGCAUAUGAAAUCCAUGAAGUUAACUACAAUUCGAAUCAGCAAUCAACGGAUAAUGACGAUUAACAACAAAGCAGGCUCUGAUCCUAAAAUAAGUUUGUGUGUAACAAAAAAAAAUCUCAAAAUUUUUUCAGAACUGUUGGAACAACAACAAAAACAUUUAGUAGCAAAAUUUUCAGGUUUAUUAAAUUUCAAUAAAAUGGGUGUUACGGACUUCAUUGAGAGCGUUAAGAGAUGGACGGUGGGUCAGCUCGAUCGCACGGACAAAGAGGAAGAGCACGAGA